AUGAGUAAUGAAUGUGUAAUUCAGUUAAGAAUUACAGACCCAGUGAAGGCUGUAAUCAUGACAAUUGGUGGACGAGAAAUGGAUGUGACUACGGCACCAGGACAUACUCACAAUUCAUCACCAUGA
Ambispora gerdemannii is the source of this 126-nucleotide messenger RNA. The record is from the annotation of a GenBank genome assembly. NCBI's taxonomy places the organism in Eukaryota, Fungi, Glomeromycota, Glomeromycetes, Archaeosporales, Ambisporaceae.